AUGAAUUUCAAUAUACUUGAGUUAUUUUAUAAACAAAUUAAUAAUGACGAUAAUGAAGAUGCGAGUUUGAACAAACCUUUAGACGAAUCAAACAUAUUAGUAAAUCGUGGAUUGACAUAUAAAUCAACAGAUAAAGAUUCGCUAGAAGACUAUGCAGAAAUGAGUUAUGAAUCAGGAAAACACGAAGAGUCACGCUCAGUUUUAUUAGAAACAGAGCCAAAUGAUACAUCGAUAAUUCUUGAUAAAAAUAUUGAAGAACUAAAUGAAGAACAAAUUCAGAUUAGAGAUGCUUUUUUAAAAGCGGAUAAAAAUCUAGAAGAACCAAAUAAAGAUCUAAUUGAGACUAAAACUGAUAAAAUUAGCUGA
Messenger RNA from Dentiscutata erythropus, 366 nucleotides. The record is from the annotation of a GenBank genome assembly. NCBI's taxonomy places the organism in Eukaryota, Fungi, Glomeromycota, Glomeromycetes, Diversisporales, Gigasporaceae.